This is a messenger RNA of Helianthus annuus (common sunflower), 1821 nucleotides long. RefSeq lists its product as uncharacterized. The coding region runs from base 1 to 1821 and encodes 606 amino acids. Lineage: Eukaryota; Viridiplantae; Streptophyta; Magnoliopsida; Asterales; Asteraceae. Gene Ontology annotation, molecular function: zinc ion binding; nucleic acid binding. The transcript has 3 exons. The record is from RefSeq and is a predicted model, not a curated record.
AUGUCGGGAGGUGCUAGUGACAAUGUUCUAUCCCUCACUACCGACGAGUUGAAAGAGAAGAUUGCCGAGGAAGUUGGUAGGGCCAUCGAAGUCAGUCUACCAAGAUUUGUGGAAAGAAUGCAAAACACCUUACUUUCGACUAUGGAAGAAAGAAUUGGUGAACUAAGAGAAGACCUUACCAGUGAUAGGGGCAAGGCUAAGGAAAAGAAAGGUUGUUCUUACAACAAGUUUAUGGCGUGCAAGCCCCCGGUUUUCAAUGGAGAGGUAGAUCCAAUUGCUUGUCAAAGGUGGAUAAGCGAUAUUGAAGGUGUUUUCGAACGUACGCAUUGUGAUGAAAGUGACUUCGUGGCGUAUGGAACUGGCCAACUUAGAGGCCAAGCCAAGGAUUGGUGGGACAACCUCAGAAACGAAAGGGGUGUUGAAACAAUAAGGGCGAUGACUUGGGAAGCUUUCAAAGUACCAUUCCUCAAACAUCACAGCCCCAAGGCGGUGAUAAAUAAGAUAAAGGAAGAAUUCAUGCAAUUAAGGCAAAAGGGUGAAACCGUUGAUAAGAUUACGGGAAUGUUCAUGGAUAAGCUCAAGUUUUGUGAUGACUUGGUCAAAACUGAAGAACAGAAAAUUUAUUAUUACCACACCAUGCUUAGGGCUGAAUAUAGGGAGUUCAUGACUCCCUCACAUUAUGAAAGCCUUACUGAUAUAAUCAAUGCGGCGCGGGAACGCGAGAUUGAACUGAAAAGACAAGUUGAAAGAGGUGAAAGGAGGGCCUUGGAUGAAAACCCGAGUCCCACAAAGAAGCCGAAGGUAGCUGAAUCUUCGAAGAAAGGAAGUGCAAAAGGAGGAUCUCCGAGUUGCAAAACAUGUGGACGCACUCAUAAAGGUGAAUGCUAUUUCAAGAAUAAACCUUGCGUGGCAUGUGGCAAGAUAGGGCAUGGGGUUGCAAAUUGCCCCGACAAAGUAAUGGUGUGCUAUAAAUGUUACCAACCGGGUCAUAAAAAGUCAGAAUGUCCGGAAUUGGUGGGAAACAAAGAGAGUGCCGGUUCUAGGGAUGAGACCCCAAAGGCUAAGGCAAGGUCGUUCCAAAUCACUGCUGCGGAAGCAAAAAUGGAACCCGAUGUGGUUACAGAAGUAGGUAAUAACAAAUGUUUUCUUGUUUGUGAUGUAUGCCGGGAAUGCAAAUUGAAUAUCGAUGGUGAGGAAUACUCCAUUGAUUUAAUACCCAUGUCCAUGGGUGAAUUUCAAGUGGUCGUCGGAAUGGAUUGGCUAUCCCGCUACCAUGCUAAGGUGAUAUGCUUACGUAAGGAGAUACACCUAACGUCUCCGAGCGGAAGGCGUGUCAUCAUUUAUGGGGAGAAGGCUUGUAAUCCCGUGAUAUGCUCAAUAGUAGAAGCCCGCAAGUGUAUACUACACGGGUGUAAGGCAUAUCUAACUUAUGUGCGGGACGUCGAAAAAGAAAUGCCCAAAAUUGAAGACGUACCUGUGGUGCGUGAAUUUAAAGAUGUCUUUCCCGAGGAUCUCCCGGGAAUACCACCAGAGCGAGAAAUAGAGUUCGGGAUUGAACUAACCCCGGGUGCUAAACCGGUUGCUAAGGCACCGUAUAGGUUGGCACCUUCGGAACUGCAAGAGUUAAUGUCUCAGUUGCAAGAUUUACUAGAGAAGGGAUUCAUCCGGCCUAGCGUGUCUCCUUGGGGGGCUCCCGUGUUAUUUGUAAAGAAGAAAGACGGGAGCACGCGGAUGUGUUACUAUCGGAGAUUCAUUCAGGAUUUCUCCAAGAUCGCAACGCCGUUGACCAAAUUGACCCGCAAGAAUGAGAAGUUCGCCUAG